Molecule: messenger RNA, 1428 nt
Organism: Neospora caninum
Lineage: Eukaryota; Apicomplexa; Conoidasida; Eucoccidiorida; Sarcocystidae
Product: 3-oxoacyl-(acyl-carrier-protein) synthase III family protein
Exons: 6
Coding region: 1-1428 (475 amino acids)
Biological process (GO): fatty acid biosynthetic process
Molecular function (GO): 3-oxoacyl-[acyl-carrier-protein] synthase activity
Source: RefSeq, a predicted model, not a curated record
AUGCCUUCAGUUCCUCUCGAGGGUUCUCCCGGGCCAGCCGCCGUGCCCGAGGCCCCCGGAGUCUUCUCGUCCCCAGUCCAGGCGCGAAUGGGGGAGAGCAAAAAGGAGUUAACUUCUCGGCCCUUCUUCGCCACCGCUCGCCUAGGCGAGUUCACAGACACGAAGCGCCUGCGCCCACAUCUCGCGGCGUCUUUCCUCUCUCCGAGACGGGACGCUCGGCCGGGAGCUAAAGACACAAGACGAACCAGUGAAUCUGCCUCCUCUCUCUUUGCCGCCUCGGCGUCUUCCGGAGAAGCCGAACCGCCGCCAGGCGCAGUCUCCUGCGGCGCCGCGGGCUGCCGGAUCAUCGGCGUCGGGAGCGCUACCCCGAGUCACGAAAUGACAAACAGCGACAUGGCGGAGGUUGUCGAAACUACCGACGAGUGGAUAAGAACUCGAACCGGCAUCCGCUCUCGUCGCGUAUUGUCCACGUCGGAGAGCCUCCGUCCCCUGGCCAUCAGUGCCGCCCGAAGGGCCCUCCAGAAUGCCAAAGUGAAGGCAAGAGACGUUGAUCUCGUGCUCCACGCUUCCUCGUCUCCAGACGAUCUCUUUGGAGACGCGACAUCUAUUGCUGCUGGCAUUGUGCACGCCGAGCGAAUUGAAGAGGGAACCGCCGGACAGGAAGGCGACGCGAUCGUAGGCCCCGCGGGAUUUGACUUGACGGCCGCGUGUUCAGGAUUUCUCGUUGGCCUGAUCAGUGCUAACGCAUUUCUAACGAGCCCCUGCUGCCCGUACAAACGCAUUCUGGUCGUGGGGGCUGACGCGCUCACGCGGUGGAUUGACUGGACGGAUCGAAAUACAUGCGUGCUUUUUGGCGACGGAGCCGGGGCCGUUGUUCUGGAACGCCAGGAUGCCACCACGCAGCCGCCUGCCGGAGAGGGCGAGCUCGAACGUGACACACGCAAGGGAAUCCUGUCCUACAUGCUGAACAGCGACGGCCUGCAGGCUCACCAGCUGACGGUGCCUUUCAAGGGGAUACCGCAGGAAUUGAAGCGUGCAGAGGGAAAGCCUGCUCUCUGUAUGAGCCAGGGCGGGUAUGCGUCUUUGGCCAUGAAUGGCCGCGAAGUUUUCAAGUUUGUCUCGCGUAAGGUCCCCCCGGCGAUCGAGGCCGUGGUCCAGGCAGCUGGCUUGAGAACAAGCGACAUUGAUUGGCUUCUUCUUCACCAGGCCAACAAACGCAUCAUGGAUGCCGUGGCGGAGCGUUUGAAAAUGCCGUUGAGCAAAGUGCUCUGCAAUUUAGACAAGUACGGCAACACGUCUGCAGCCUCGAUUCCCUUAUGCCUGGACGAAGCAGUACGGGAGGGGAAAGUCAAGCCUGGCGACGUCGUGGUGACUGCUGGCUUUGGCGCCGGCCUCACAUGGAGCGCCGCCGUCUUCCGCUACGGUUAA